This is a messenger RNA of Paramecium octaurelia, 1479 nucleotides long. The record is from the annotation of a GenBank genome assembly. Lineage: Eukaryota; Ciliophora; Oligohymenophorea; Peniculida; Parameciidae.
AUGGGAUCAGUUUGUGCAAAGAAAAAAGAAGCGAGAAUUAAUUAAGUCAUCCAGGAUCAAUCUGCCUCGCCCUACAUGCCUGAUCAACAAACUUCUUUGCUACUCCAAGACAAAAAGACUCAACCUCAAACUUUAGUUAAGGUCAAGAUCCCUAAGGUAAUCCAUUCUCAUUAGUUCUUUCUUAGAAAAACAAAAAAGUGAGGGAAACUGUCAAGGCAGUCACACUGAAAAAUGAAGAAGUAUAUCUACAUCAAAAUCUAUCAAUUUCUAGGGACAAAAGAUGUUGAAUGAUUACGUUUUCGAUGAAUUUUUGGGUCAAGGUGCUUUCGGCAAAGUCAAACUGGCACACAAGUAAGGAGAUCCCUCCAAAAGAUAUGCUAUCAAAAUACUUAAAAAGAGCAAGCUUAAACGACAAAGGGAAUUUGUUAAGGAUGCCAAUGGAAGUAUAACUACCCAUUCUAUUUCAAUGUAGAUCUCAUUGUUAAAGAUGCCUUGCAAGAUGUCAGAAAAGAAAUUGCAAUCAUGAAGAAAAUAAGACACAAGAACCUCAUUUAACUUUAUGAAGUUAUUGACAAUCCGACGUGUGACAAAUUGUUUAUGGGUAAAUUUCCUCAUUUUUAUGUCUUAGUUCUUGAAUUUGCAGAAGGAGGUCAACUGAUUGAAUGGGAUGAAGAUGAGGGCAAAUUUUAUAAAUUGAAUGAAGAUGAAGAAUUAACAGAAGACGUACUUUCUUCACUUUUUCGAGAUUGCAUAAAAGGCUUAGCAUUCCGUAUUCUCUUUCAAUAUAUAUAAAGUCCAUAAAAAUAAAAUUGUACACAGAGAUCUCAAACCUCAAAAUGUUUUGAUGUCAGGCAAAACAGCCAAAAUCGCAGAUUUCGGAGUCUCAUAAGUAGUGGGUUCCAAAAAUGAUGUACUCGAAAAUACACAAGGCACCUACUAUUUCAUGCCUCCUGAAGCCUGCGAUAAAGAAACAGCCAAAGAUGGAUAUUCUGGCAGGGCUGCCGAUAUUUGGGCACUUGGUAUCACCUUCUUCGCUUUCACCUACUUAAAUGUCCCAUUUACUGGAAACAGCAUUCCUGACAUCCUCAAGAACAUAUCAUCAAAUGAGUACAAACCUUAUUCAAAUUUAUAGAGUGGUUUUCCCUGACGAUUCUGUCAUCAGUGAUGGACUUAAGGAAUUUCUUAGAUUCAUCUUGAAUAAAGAUCCAAAAAAAAGACCAUCCAUCAGUGAAAUUGCCAAACAUCCUUGGGUUAAUUAAAGUUCUGCCAACCUAUUAGAUGAAAUGUAUUAGAUUAUAAUAACUAAAUCCUAGGGAUCAAGAAGAAAAGGUCAUGGAAGUCUCAUAAGUUGACAUAGAUAAUGCAUUUUCCUUAGUUUCAUUGAUGAAAAUUAAAAGUUGGGCUUAAAAAUGGAGAACUGAAUCUAAUCUAAAAAAAGCUGGACCAUAAAAUGGUGCUGAAGAAAUAGAGAUUAAAUGA